UUGCAUUGAUGUUUACAUUCAAAUACCAAUGUGCUUAACUAAGUAUUGAAAAUAAUUUUUGAACGUUUAUAAUUAUGCCGUUGUAAACAUUAAAUCUGCUGUUAUCUUUCAGUCGUUUAUUGUGUUAAUAAUAUGAACGGAUAUAAACACUCACGAGCGGUUGACAGUAUACAUGGGUCAGAGCACCACCCUUCAUGCAUCUCAGCAGACUGACGACCUUAGUCAUAUGAUGUUCAUAUUUCAGCUCCUUCAGAGCGGCUUGAUAUUCACGGCCCUCGUGGCCGGUGCCAUCUGUGUCGGUCAUCUAGUCUUAAUACGCCGGAAGUACUGCCGAAAUACCACGACGCUGUUCGCAGUGGUGCUCUCAGGAUUUUUGCAUCUGAUCGCGAGCGUGUGCAUGUUGACAAUUGCCGAAAAUUACAUGAUAAGACGCGUAAAACAGGGGCCCCCGAGCGUCGGCUCGUGCUUAGAUUACUCGAUGACGGCGGCGUUUGCAAACGGGGUGGUGCUCGUGUUUAUCGUGCAUAAUGUUUUUGUUCAGAUCUUUAAAUGGUCGAUGUCUACGUGUCUAGCAUACGCAGGCACACUUGGUUGCAUCAUCACAGGAAGUUUUUCCGUAAUCAAGAUUGUGUCGCAAAAUAGCCCACUUCCAGUUGCACAACAUUCGCUUGUGACGCUUGGGACGUAUGGAAGUCAGCACUUUGACGUAUUCUUGUCCGUCUGUCAGAAAAACGUUUACGAGGAAAGAUGGGCUAUUCUGGUGGAAUAUUUAGUGAUAUACGUACCCGUCAUUGUCACCGUGCUGGUUGCUCUUUGCAGGAACAGGACAAAACAAACGGAAGUCACCAUCACAGAGCUAAAGAUUCUCUCAAACAAGGAGUGCAACGUUUCAGUGUUUAACUGUAAUUGUGUUAAAUUGAACUCAGCCAUGGUUGCCGUUCUUUUAUACAUUACUAUUGUCUUACUCAUAGUACGUCCAGGAUACAUUCUGUAUGCGCACGCAACUUCGGGUUACUUCCGGGACAUAUUGCCAAGUUUGUUACAGACAGUAAUUUUCACUUUUAUUUGCUCAGAAUAUAUUGGAAAGGUCCUCAUUCGACCACAAUAUUGGAAUAAUGAGGUGAAAUCAAACGGCUAUCGUGAUUGUAAACAUAAGAGCAACCCUCUUAUGCAGGUUUGAUUUAAACCCCCAGUAAAUUUACAUUUUACUGACCGUUCCAAGGCGGUACCUAACAAUCCUUGAUAAACAUACCUAGUUUUUAUAUAUAUAGCAUGUAUGCACUGUGCUGUUGGUGGAGUAUUGCUCUGUUCUUCCAUGAUUCUUGUUUGUGAUUUUUUGUUUUUGUGUUCUAUGUUUUUAACGUUUACACAGUGCCAUUAAACCGAGUUAAUGUU
Molecule: messenger RNA, 1395 nt
Organism: Mya arenaria
Lineage: Eukaryota; Metazoa; Mollusca; Bivalvia; Myida; Myidae
Exons: 3
Coding region: 173-1180 (335 amino acids)
Source: RefSeq, a predicted model, not a curated record